AGUACGAUUCGCUCAAAGAAGGCGUCUUUUCAUCUGACCACAUUUGUUUUCAUUUGACGAGUCGUGGCUGAGCCGUUUACUUCUACCUUACUCGUGCAAAGAUGGAAGCUGCGCAAGAUCAAAAGGCGUUCCAGAAGCAGCCUAUCUUCAACAAUGCUAAAGUGAAGACGACCAAAAAGGCGUCGAGCAAAGCCAAGCGAUGGUAUAAGGAUGUCGGCCUCGGCUUCAAGACACCGCAAGAAGCCAUCAACGGCACUUACAUCGACAAGAAGUGCCCGUGGACUGGCAGCGUCUCCGUUCGCGGUCGUAUUCUCUCUGGCGAAGUGAUCAAGACAAAGAUGACACGAACGAUUGUCGUGCGCAUGAACUACCUGCACUUCAUCCCAAAGUACUCUAGAUACGAGAAGCGACACACGAACAUCCCUGUGCACUGCUCGCCAGCAUUCCGAGUAGAAAUUGGCGACACCGUCACCGUCGGCGAGACCCGCCCGAUCUCAAAGACCGUCAGAUUCACCGUGCUGCGAGUCUCCAAGAACAAGGCCGCCGCCAAGGCGUUCAGGAAGUUCUGAGAGAGCCCAUCGCGAGAGAGAUGUACUCCA
Messenger RNA from Mixia osmundae IAM 14324, 599 nucleotides. RefSeq lists its product as uncharacterized. Lineage: Eukaryota; Fungi; Basidiomycota; Mixiomycetes; Mixiales; Mixiaceae. The transcript is spliced from 5 exons. The record is from RefSeq and is a predicted model, not a curated record. Bases 102 to 569 code for a protein of 155 amino acids. Gene Ontology annotation, molecular function: structural constituent of ribosome. Gene Ontology annotation, biological process: translation. Gene Ontology annotation, cellular component: cytosolic small ribosomal subunit; ribosome.